AUGAAAAUUGAAGUAAUAGUGAUAUGCAGCCUAGGGCUGCUGGUGAUAGUGAACAGCUCAGCGUUAAAGUGUUCCAAGUGCCACCAAAAUGAGUGUGAAUGUGUACGACAUAUUCUGAAGGCCUCAACCGUUCCACCGAUUUCGUUUUGCAAGAUGCAAGUUUGUGAAGAAUCGCGCCCGGUAGAGUUCCAACCGAUUAAGGACGUUUGCUCGUGCCUUGAUUUGGCAGCGGUGCGACCUGACCGUGGACAGAGAAGCGAGACGCCCAAGUUUGCAGAUUCAAACUCGUGCGAGUGCGGAUACAAAGACAACAAACAGCAGCCAAAGAAAUAUUUCGCCGAUUCCGUCAGCCAGCAUCUAGCCGCCAUAGCCGCUAGGAAGAAACAGGUCUCCAUCUCGGAAACAGACCUACAUUUUCUCGGAAAUGCCAUAAAAGUGACGCCGAAUGCGAAACCAGCGCCAAACAUUAUGGAAGAACGAUUACACAAAUUCAACCGACAGGUGAUUGAGCUGAAGCCUUCGAAAAAGAAUCGAGUUUACCAUCCCAUAUCAUCUGAGGAGGACGAAUAUCCAUGCGAUCCGAAACAACAGUCCUAUUCGGACAUUUGCUACGACAAAGUCAACGAUCCAAAUCCGGUGUUUGAGCAAAUUAAACCAUACAAUGAACCAUGCGAAAUAUGCCAAGAAGCUUACACCAAGGAGGAGAAUCAUUGUAAUUCUGAACCUGCUGAAGAGGAGGAAGAUAAUGACUACGAAGAGGAUAACUACGACGAUGACGAAGAAGAGGAUGACGAACAUCAGCCAGAAACUGUGACACCCGAAACAACAAUUGGGUCGCCAAGCAAUACAGUCAAGAAACGAUCAAUCAAUAGUUCCUGGCAGAAUCCAAUGGCAAAUAAAAUGAACGAGAAGAAGAAACCUGCAAUGAGUAGCUAGUAGACUGUAUAUUGUAUAGAGAAAGAACAAUACUCUUAUUUAUAUUAUUGUGUUACAAUAAGGCUAACUCGUGUGUUCAGUGCGAAUAUCUAUAAUCAAAUCAACUUGGUGCA
Topomyia yanbarensis is the source of this 1049-nucleotide messenger RNA. RefSeq lists its product as uncharacterized. The transcript is spliced from 2 exons. Bases 1 to 936 code for a protein of 311 amino acids. Lineage: Eukaryota; Metazoa; Arthropoda; Insecta; Diptera; Culicidae. The record is from RefSeq and is a predicted model, not a curated record.